This is a messenger RNA of Rhinolophus ferrumequinum (greater horseshoe bat), 4246 nucleotides long. RefSeq names its product copper metabolism domain containing 1 (gene COMMD1). Bases 31 to 570 code for a protein of 179 amino acids. Gene Ontology annotation, cellular component: endosome. NCBI's taxonomy places the organism in Eukaryota, Metazoa, Chordata, Mammalia, Chiroptera, Rhinolophidae. The transcript has 4 exons. The record is from RefSeq and is a predicted model, not a curated record. Gene Ontology annotation, biological process: positive regulation of protein ubiquitination; negative regulation of sodium ion transmembrane transport; regulation of proteasomal ubiquitin-dependent protein catabolic process.
AGCUGUUGAGGGGCGGGGCCGCCGCUGACGAUGGCGGGCGAGCUUGAGAGUUGCAAGUCCCUGAGCGGGCUGCUGAACGGCCUGGCCCAGGAAGCUUUCCACGGGCACCCGGGCAUCACCGAGGAGCUGCUGCGGAGCCAGCUCUAUCCGGAGGUGCCACCCGAGGAGUUUCGUCCCUUUCUGGCGAAGAUGAAGGGGAUUCUUAAGUCUAUUGCAUCUGCUGACAUGGAUUUCAACCAGCUGGAGGCAUUCUUGACUGCUCAAACCAAAAAGCAAGGAGGGAUCACAUCUGACCAAGCUGCUGUCAUUUCUAAAUUCUGGAAGAGUCAUAAGACAAAAAUCCGAGAGAGUCUCAUGAACCAGAGCCGCUGGGACAGCGGGCUUCGGGGCCUGAGCUGGAGAGUUGACAGCAAAUCACAAUCAAGGCACUCAGCUCAAAUACACACCCCUGUUGCCAUAAUGGAGCUGGAAAUAGGGAAAAGUGGACAGAUUGUUGCUGUUCUGGCUCUCUGGUUCUAUUCUUGUGGACAGAUGGGGUGCUUGAGAGGCAGCCAGGAAACCAAGCCUUGAGAGGACUUGGAAACAAUUUUUGGAUGAAUCUGAAUUUCUGUGUUUGGAAUUUGAUGAGGCCCAGGUCAACCAAGUCCUGAAGAAGCUCUCGGAGGUAGAAGAAAGUAUCGGCACACUGAUGCAGCCGACCUAACUGAAGGUGGAGUUGUCGAAGCAAAGGUGUUCAGAUCCCUCACCACUGACCUGUUUUUUCUUUUUUAAAUAUUAUGAACCCAUUAGUAUUAAAUCGUCAAAUUCAAAUCUUGCCUGCCUCUGCUUGCUGGGAUUUAUUUCUUCCUUUCACUCUUACAGUUGUUCUGCUGCAGAGGUUCUUAUACUUCAGCAGGCAGAGGCACUUGUAAAAGCAUUUUUUUAAAAGGAGGCUUCCAGGACCCUAUCCCCAGAGACUUGGAUUCAGUAGGACUGGGCCGGGGUUAACUUCAGAAACCCUUGCUGUGGUGGUUUGUUCCUGGGUGGGAUUUUAGGAAUUUAUACAUGAUAAAUUAUGCAAGAAUUAGAAAAGAAGGAAAAAAGCAUUUUGCUUGUGCAAAUAAAUACAAAGCUGACCAAAUGCCAUGUAUCUUGAGCUAGGGCCUGGAGGAGUCUGCCUAAAUAACCUAGGAGAGAUUUACUGAUCCUACUUAGUCAAUAAAACCAGAGAUGCUUCUGGAACUGAUUCAGGUAUUUGGCUUAGUUCUGCCCACACGGGGGUGGGGUGGGGGUGGAGAAUAGUGGUCUGAUUUGAUUUGAGCUACUGAGAAACAUGCGCUUUUCUGGAACCUAGAACUAAACUGGCCUCAUCAUAAAGUGACUCUCUUUGCUUACCUCAGGUCAGGAUUGUGGGAAGAGAAAAAUGUCUACUGAAGUGAUAUGAGGUUUUUACUUCAGAAAAUUUUACUUGAGUCGUCAAAUAAAACCCUCUUCAAGAAAAUUUCUUCCAAAAAUCUAGUGUAAAAACUAGAUCCUAGUAGAGAAGUUAUAUAAAACACCAAAAUUAUUCUUAGAGGAGGAAGUUGUCAACCAGUAUAUUGAGGCUAUGGUCUUUGUUAAACAGGUUUUAUUAUCUGAUAUUGACAGUAUUUAGAAACCUCAUUUGCCUUUGGGAUGUAAUAUGUUCAAAAAAUUGUAGUUCUUUUAGUCUGUGGUUACAUCAUAUGUCAGUUCUAAUGAGUUUAUUCCAGGGCAGGAAUAAGUCCUCUUCUGUUAAGCAUUUUCUCCUAAAAUAGUUUGGAGACAUUUUAGGAGCUCUUCCAACACCCAAGCUGGCUCCUCCCUGAUUAAAUCCCUCCUAGCAGUUAGCAAACAAUGACCAGAAGGUUUUAAAUGGAGUCCCAGUGGACCCUUCAGAAAACGUCUUGAAAUAGUAGUACAGUAGUGUAUUUUGGCCAGAGAACUAUUAAAACUUGCAUUCUGUUCCCAGGGCUACUGUCAUAUGAUCCAAAGAAUUUAGAUAAUGUCUCCUGCUGUAAAAUGGAGGUAAAGAAUAUCUCAUCAGAUAAUGAGAUUCCAGAUACAUUGGAAGGAAGAACUGUAGCUACCACGUUAGGAUUAACUCACAUAUCCAAUGAAAGUUUGUGGAAGCCUAAAGGAACAGUCUGUGGGCCCUCAGGGAGAGGAAAUCAUUGUCAUGGUUUGAAGUUCUGUUUAGGUUAUUCUGUGAAAAUAAUCACCACAAAAGUGGACAUGGGAUUUUUUAUUAUAUUCCCAAACUCGAGGUCGUUGGAAAAACUGUUAACGUACACUGAGUUUUUCAUCAUUACUAUCAUCAUCAUAAAAGAAACUGGUUGCUGAAGGUUAACAUUAAGCACUUUUGAAUGCAAGUGUUUUUGGACAGGAUUUGUUGGUGUGUGUUUUGUAUUUACUGGUGAUUUUUUAAAUUUCUGAUUACCAAAGGAGUAUAUGUUGAUUAUAUCUCUUAAUGAAAAUACACAACACACUAAGAACGGUUAAAUGACCCAUCAACCUAAUACAUAGAGAUAACAGAAAGAAGACUAGAACUGGAAGAAGAGUUGACUUUCCCUGAAUAAAUUCCUGGAAGUGGAGUGCACUGUUUUUGACUUUCGUAAAUGCUGCCAAAUUGCCCUCCAGAAAGGUUAUGUCAGUGUAUAUUCCCUCUAAGAAAGUAUGAGAAUAAAUCACUCCCCUUCUUGCCUAAUUGGAUAUUAUCUGUUUUGUAUUUACUGGGGACUAACUUUGUUUUGUAAAUCUUUGCAAGGGACACUUACGUAAACCAGGACAUCUCCCUGGGGAAAGGACCAGGGAAGAAGAAAACUGGCAUAAGGGUUCCAGCAGACCCCACUAGGUUUCCUAUCUCUGUAAUCCUAGGUUAAAACCACUUUAUUUUGGGGCAAAAUAAAAGUAAUCCACAGCCUGAAUCGGGCCUUAUAGAAAUUGUACCUUCUUGAGCAAUAAGCACUUGUCUAUUUAGAAACAGCGCAGGCAAGCCAAAAGAUGCUUUCGGAAUAAAGUCAGAAAGAAAACGUCAGUAGUUUUGUGUUGAUAAGGAGCAAAGGACUAGGCCUUUUCCUCAAGACUGGCUUUUCUUGGAAGCUCUGGUUCUUAGCAGCUUCAUCAGCAAAGGCUUCAUUUCUACCAUUACAGCCUCCCCUUUCCUUUAUAUAACCUCUCUUCCCCCAGUCUUAUUUUAAUGAUGAUUCGAAAAGAAUUACAGCAUUUUAAAAUGUAGUUUAACUUAUUCUCCCCCAAGUGCAAGAAGGCAGUGAAAAGCAAAAGAUGACAGGCACCUAGUAUCUGAACUUUUAAAUAGCUGACAUUGUGUCAAGCUAUUAGUUACUGGAAUUCUUUUUUUAGACCUGAGUGAAAAUUUGGAAAACAGAAUAUAAAUAGAAAUUAAAGAAAAAUAAAUGUUAAACAGAAUGUUAGAAAAUAUUUUUUUCUGAAGUACACAAUAAAUAUCAAGGCUAGUGAAUGGACAAGGAUAUGGAAGGAAGUCUUCUAGAGUCAGCUCAGAAGUAAUUGGAUUAUUUUCCUAAAAGAACAGGAUGUUGGAAGGGAUGGGCCUUUAUGGGACAAUUGCCACCUUAUAAUUCUUAGCUAUCCAAUUUUCCAACCAACGUUUUGAAAUACUUUAAAUGGUGAUUUAGCCAGCAGAAGAGAAAUCCCAAAUAGAACAUAAUUAGUUUGAGCUUAGUUCUAGUUACAAAGUAUAUAGUUUUUUAACCUCAAAAUUUGAGAAAUAGCAAUUUUUAUCUAAAUGCAGUCAAUUCUCCUUUAUCUGGGGUUGGCCAUAAUUGUUUCUCAUAGCAUCACAACUGUAUGCAGCACUGAGCUAGGCUUUGUUACAAAGGAAUCUGCCUGUGCCUGCUUCCUGUCAGAUAAUGGUGCCAACUCACAUAACUUGCAAGUUCACAACAUAUAUUAUAUUAUCAGAGUAAAAUACUAAACCUAUACAUGAGCAGCUAGCAAAAUAUGGCUAUUUACAUCACUUACUCACCAAGGACUAUAAUUAGAUCUGCUCUUGGCUAGUUUUCUAGUUCCUGCUGGUGGUAGGGUUUCAAGUUCCGUUGAUUCUCAGGAUGCAGAGGUGGGGGGAAAUGGAAACGGGAAUAAUAUGGAUUUGAUAGCACAAGUAAAGCAAGAGAUUAAACUAUUUAGAAGAAAUUUAGGCUGAAAGAUGAAAGUAGUUAAAAUCCUUAAUGCUGUUGUUAUACUGUUUUUAUAUUAAAGAAAUAAAGUU